This is a messenger RNA of Mus pahari (shrew mouse), 2785 nucleotides long. It is a transcript of the gene Eno2, whose product is annotated as enolase 2. Gene Ontology annotation, biological process: glycolytic process. The record is from RefSeq and is a predicted model, not a curated record. The transcript has 12 exons. Bases 251 to 1555 code for a protein of 434 amino acids. Gene Ontology annotation, molecular function: phosphopyruvate hydratase activity; magnesium ion binding. Gene Ontology annotation, cellular component: phosphopyruvate hydratase complex. NCBI's taxonomy places the organism in Eukaryota, Metazoa, Chordata, Mammalia, Rodentia, Muridae.
GUUCCCCACCACCACCCGCGCUCGUACGUGCGUCUCCGCCUGCAGCUCUUGACUCAUCGGGGGCCCCCGGGUCACAUGCGCCCGCCUGGCUCUAUAGGCGCCGCCCCCUGCCCACCCCCCGCCCGCGCUGGGAGCCGCAGCCGCCGCCACUCCUGCUCUCUCUGCGCCGCCGCCGUCACCACCGCCACUGCCACCGCCACCGCCAACGCCACCGGCUGAGUCUGCAGUCCUCGAGGAGAUCCCAGCCAUCAUGUCUAUAGAGAAGAUCUGGGCCCGAGAGAUCUUGGACUCCCGUGGGAAUCCCACCGUGGAGGUGGAUCUCUAUACUGCCAAAGGUCUUUUCCGGGCUGCAGUCCCUAGUGGAGCCUCCACCGGCAUCUAUGAGGCCCUGGAACUAAGGGAUGGGGACAAACAGCGUUACUUAGGCAAAGGUGUCCUGAAAGCAGUGGACCACAUCAACAGCAGGAUUGCACCAGCCCUCAUCAGCUCAGGUCUCUCCGUGGUGGAGCAGGAGAAACUGGACAACCUGAUGCUGGAGCUGGAUGGGACUGAGAAUAAAUCCAAGUUUGGGGCCAAUGCCAUCCUGGGUGUGUCCCUGGCCGUGUGUAAGGCUGGGGCAGCUGAGAGGGACUUGCCCCUCUAUCGCCACAUUGCUCAGCUGGCUGGGAACUCCGACCUCAUCCUGCCUGUGCCGGCCUUUAAUGUGAUCAACGGUGGCUCUCAUGCUGGGAACAAGUUGGCCAUGCAGGAGUUCAUGAUCCUCCCAGUGGGUGCUGAGAGCUUUCGGGAUGCCAUGCGACUUGGGGCAGAGGUGUACCACACCCUCAAGGGGGUCAUCAAGGACAAGUACGGCAAGGAUGCCACUAAUGUGGGGGAUGAAGGCGGCUUUGCCCCCAAUAUCCUGGAGAACAGCGAAGCCUUGGAGCUGGUGAAGGAAGCCAUCGACAAGGCUGGCUACACAGAAAAGAUGGUGAUCGGCAUGGAUGUGGCUGCCUCUGAGUUUUACCGUGAUGGCAAAUACGACUUGGAUUUCAAGUCUCCCGCUGAUCCUUCCCGAUACAUCACUGGGGACCAGCUGGGGGCACUCUACCAGGACUUUGUCCGGAACUAUCCUGUGGUCUCCAUUGAAGACCCAUUUGACCAGGAUGAUUGGGCAGCUUGGUCCAAGUUCACAGCCAAUGUCGGCAUCCAGAUAGUGGGGGAUGACCUGACGGUGACCAACCCCAAACGCAUCGAGAGGGCAGUGGAGGAGAAGGCCUGCAACUGUUUGCUGCUCAAGGUCAAUCAGAUCGGCUCUGUCACAGAAGCCAUCCAAGCGUGCAAGCUGGCCCAGGAGAAUGGCUGGGGGGUUAUGGUGAGCCAUCGCUCUGGAGAAACGGAGGACACGUUUAUUGCUGACCUUGUAGUCGGACUGUGUACAGGCCAGAUCAAGACUGGUGCCCCAUGCAGAUCUGAACGUCUGGCGAAGUACAACCAGCUCAUGAGAAUUGAGGAAGAGCUGGGGGACGAAGCUCGCUUCGCGGGACAUAAUUUCCGAAAUCCCAGUGUGCUGUGAUCCCCCCUUCCCCAGCCCCGCUUGCCUGAACACGGGAACAUCUCAUUCUCCUGGAGCCUCUUUCUUGCUGUCCCGACCUGCCAUAGUCACUCUGAUACCCUGAGCCCCAAGUCACCCAGAACACCUUGACUCACCUGCUCCGGCUGUUCUUGGCUUCCACAACCCCCUUGCUCUCUCUGCUCUUCCUCCUCUCUGGGCCUCAUUUUGGGGGGGGGGAUUCCAGUCUUCCCACUUUCCCUUCUAUUCUUUCUUCUCUUUAAAAAAACAAAUGAAGAUUAGAAGGGGGUCCACAGAAGAACCCUCAGUGUCUGGCAGGAGCUUCAGGAUUGGUGUGUUGGGGUGUUUAAAGUGGGGCCACGAGGCAUGAGUGUCUCGGUGUUUUCCCUGUGGUGUAUAAGCCUUGAACUAUGCAAGGAACUGGUGUUUGGGGAGUGCUGGAUGUGUGGUCAUGCUUGGAUAAGGCUUGAAUGUGUGUGUGUUUACAUACACAAGCACAGUUUGUUUGUUUGCUUAUUUAUUUAUUUAUUUAUUUAUCUAUCAGCUGGUCAGUCAGUCAUCUCCCGUAACUCUACAGUCUGAAAGUGACCUAACCUGACAGAACUAGGCAUCAGUAUUUCAUGUGGCUUCAUUCCAAGAUGACCUAGGAUGGGAGGUUUUGCUAGCAUGGGAAGGGGAACAGAAAAGGGCCUUAGCAAUUGCUUCAUUUGGUGCACUAACCAAAGCUCGGUACUUUACAGAAUGGGGCUGUGGACCUGGGGGGGGGCUUUUCUCCUCUAACUCUCUCCCCAGCCCUAGGCUCCUCAGUCUUUCUCCGGCUGCACCAGAGCGCUGCCUCACUCCCCCGUGCCAUAUCCCACAGUUGCCACCGUCUCUGUGGCUUUGAAAUGACCACCACCAUUAAAGUCUGAAUCACAGUGCACCACCCCUUGUCUGCGGACUCUUACUCUCUGCUCCAUGUGACAGGAGGAAGAGAGAGGACUGGAUACCGGUGAUCUUAGGUAGCAGAUCUGGGGAGGGCUCAGAAAGCAGCAAGCCACUGAACUCAUGACCAAGUGUGCAGCAUGGCUGGUAGUGUGGGAUCUGCAGGGUUUUUGUUUCCCAAGACAUGGUUUCUACGUGUAGCCCUGGCUGUCCUGGAACUCACUCUGUAGACCAGGCUGGCCCCAAGUUUACAGAGAUUAGCCUGCUUCUGCCUCCCGAGUGCUGAGAUUAAGAGCUUGUACCACCACA